Messenger RNA from Limanda limanda (common dab), 752 nucleotides. RefSeq lists its product as uncharacterized. The coding region runs from base 44 to 676 and encodes 210 amino acids. The transcript has 6 exons. The record is from RefSeq and is a predicted model, not a curated record. NCBI's taxonomy places the organism in Eukaryota, Metazoa, Chordata, Actinopteri, Pleuronectiformes, Pleuronectidae.
GAGCCGCCGGGACUCUGCUCCGCCUCCGCUCUGCCGUGACAUCAUGAACCUGUGGCUCAGCGCUCACUUCCUGGUUGUGGGUCUGUUUGUGUGCAGCGCAGCGCCGACACCUGAGGAAUGUUCACAGCUGGUCUCACCGCUGUCUGUGGACAUCGGCUCCAAGAUGUUGGGCAGCUGGAACGUUCUGGCUUGUUACACUGAAGGUGAAUUAUUCAACUACUUCCUGAAUCUCACUGAAAGCUCGAGGCUGAACAUCACCAACAGCAGCGAUGGUGGAGUCGAGUUCUCUGAGUUCAACAAGAUAGGGGGACAAUGCAUCAGCUCGGUGGCGAAGGUGAAGAUCCACGGUGCCACGGCAACAGUGUCCAUGAUGAACAUCACGUCUGUGUUCCACGUGUUGUCGAGCAGCGACGACUCUCUGAUCUUCGACGUGAACAGCACCAUCGGGAACAUGGAUCAGAUGAUGAGCUUCAUGAACAUCACUGUCCCUGGAGUUGAGGGGACGACGGCCCACACUGUGUAUCUGAUGGGCCGGGAGACGACGGUGAAGGAUUCGGACCUGGAGCGUUUCAAGCAGCAGGCGAGCUGCCUGGGCUUCUCCAGAGAACCAGACUUCCACCACGACCUGAAGAACGGUUUCUGCACCGAGGAGGAAUCCGUCAAGUUGAAGUUCUGAAGUCCAAACUCAACGGUCGUCAAUAUUUCAGACUGAGCAACAAGAAGUAAAGACACAAAUUCCUCCAAACAUCAAA